Molecule: messenger RNA, 1280 nt
Organism: Verruconis gallopava
Lineage: Eukaryota; Fungi; Ascomycota; Dothideomycetes; Venturiales; Sympoventuriaceae
Exons: 2
Coding region: 345-1103 (252 amino acids)
Source: RefSeq, a predicted model, not a curated record
GGGGGGUGUGGUUCGAGAGCGAAUUUUCCACUUAAAUAACUCGCUUUGGACGACGGACGACGACGGAUCGUCCCAAGCGUGGCUUUUUGAACGAGUGACAGUCAAUUUUGCUGACGGUAGACGACCUUUUCGCUGCCGAGGUGGCGGUGCGGACACGACAGGUGACGCACUUAGGUUGGCUCGACCUUUCUGCAUACAUAAGAUCGCAACGGCGCCUUUGACCGUGAGAACCGCCUUUCAUAACAAGACCGUCACCGCAGCUUGCGACAACGAGAGGUGUGCGGGCGAACACCACAGCGACACUCAGGCUUGACGAUAGCACGCAUCGAUCCAUCUAGGAAGCGAUGAAGGCGCAGCUAGUGGCUGCGCUUGCGACUGCCGCGCAGGCAGGCGGACUCGGCGCCCUCUUCGCGCGUCAGACGAUAACGGCGUCCGGCAACCAGGCGUACCUCAACAGCGUGUGCUCUCCCAACGUGACCGACACGUCCGGCACCCUGCCGCCGUGCAUCUCCGUCAUCAACAUCCAGGGCGAGUGCGCGCCAAACAACACCGACGCGCUCGGCUAUCUCGCCAUGGCAGAGUGCCUGUGCAAUCCGCCGUCGACCUUCUUCGCCGACUGGCUGGGCUGCAGAGACUGCCUCGCCUUCCACGGCGGGCUCUCCGAUGCCGCACUCGCCCGCUACUCCGUCGUCAUCUCCUCUGUCUCAAACGCCAUCUGCACCGGAACCCCAACCGCCCAGUUCGCCGACUACUUCACCAGUGUCGACGCCGCCGUCCCCGGCCCCACCGGCACCGCUACCGGCACCACUGACCAGGCGCCCAGCCAGACCGCCGUCAGCCUUUACUACACCGCCUCCGGCGCGCAGGGCCCGGGCGCAAUCACAGGUAGCGCAACUGCAGCAACCAGGUCCGGCGCCGCGGCAUCGUCUGUGCUGUCCGGCACACGCUCCGCUGCCGCGACGACGGCAACGUCGGGAGCCACCGCGGCGAGCACAAGCGCCGGCUCGAGCUCGUCUUCCUCUUCUAGCAGCGGCGCAAUGGCCACAGCCGGCCGCGGGCUGGGACUUGCGCUCGUCGCGGCAGGUGGUGCGCUCGUGUUGUAGAGCGGGGACGUUGAACAUUGUGAGAUAGGUAACGUGACAUCAUGACGUUAAAUCUUUAUUUUAUUCACUUCCGCUGCAUAUCCCCAUUUUAUCUUCGGUGCCCACGCACUGUGCGUGUGAUGACUUGCUGUCUUUGACUACCAAGACGGCCAUACUAGGUUUUUUUUUUUUUUCUGU